This is a messenger RNA of Ustilaginoidea virens, 651 nucleotides long. RefSeq lists its product as uncharacterized. Gene Ontology annotation, biological process: ribosomal subunit export from nucleus; protein import into nucleus. The record is from RefSeq and is a predicted model, not a curated record. Gene Ontology annotation, molecular function: GTPase activity; GTP binding. Bases 1 to 651 code for a protein of 216 amino acids. The transcript is spliced from 5 exons. Lineage: Eukaryota; Fungi; Ascomycota; Sordariomycetes; Hypocreales; Clavicipitaceae. Gene Ontology annotation, cellular component: nucleus; cytoplasm.
AUGGCCACUCAACCGAUUCCCACUUUCAAGCUCGUGCUUGUCGGUGACGGUGGCACCGGAAAGACCACCUUUGUCAAGCGACACUUGACUGGUGAAUUUGAAAAGAAGUACAUCGCCACCCUUGGCGUCGAUGUUCACCCCCUCGGCUUCACCACAAACUUCGGACAGAUCCAGUUUGACGUGUGGGAUACCGCCGGUCAGGAGAAGUUUGGCGGUCUCCGUGACGGGUACUACAUCAAUGGCCAGUGCGGUAUCAUCAUGUUCGACGUAACGUCCCGUAUCACUUAUAAGAACGUUCCGAACUGGCACCGCGAUCUUGUCCGUGUCUGCGAGAACAUCCCCAUUGUCCUCUGCGGCAACAAGGUGGAUGUGAAGGAGCGCAAGGUCAAGGCCAAGACCAUCACCUUCCACCGCAAGAAGAACCUCCAGUACUAUGACAUUUCCGCCAAGUCCAACUACAACUUUGAAAAGCCCUUCCUGUGGCUUGCCCGCAAGCUGGUUGGCAACCCGCAGCUGGAAUUUGUCGCCGCCCCCGCGUUGGCCCCCCCCACAGCCCAAGUUGACGAGUCGCUUAUGGAGGAGUACCGCAAGGAGAUGGAGCAGGCCGCUCAACACCCUCUGCCUGGUGAGGCUUCCGAUGAAGACUUGUAA